This is a messenger RNA of Solea senegalensis (Senegalese sole), 2806 nucleotides long. RefSeq names its product solute carrier family 1 member 1 (gene slc1a1). The coding region runs from base 221 to 1795 and encodes 524 amino acids. Gene Ontology annotation, molecular function: glutamate:sodium symporter activity; L-cysteine transmembrane transporter activity; L-glutamate transmembrane transporter activity. Gene Ontology annotation, cellular component: plasma membrane. Lineage: Eukaryota; Metazoa; Chordata; Actinopteri; Pleuronectiformes; Soleidae. Gene Ontology annotation, biological process: L-glutamate transmembrane transport. The transcript has 12 exons. The record is from RefSeq and is a predicted model, not a curated record.
UCCACACCUCACACACUCCCUCCAACCCUCACACCAACACAGGCUAUCAGCAGCGUCUGACGGCUGCGUCCUCUGCUGUGGCUCUUUCCAUCCCUCUCUGCCUCAUCUGCAUCUGACAUCCCGGCCACACAGGAACCUUCUUUUGUGUCUCCCCGGGGGGCCACUGGUCGUUUUUUUUUUACCCCCCUCCAGUCUUGUCUGGAAGCAAAAACGCAGCACCAUGGACAUGAUGGGCAACAAAGAGCGGCGAGGCAUGAAUUUCAAAGGCUUGCUGAAGAGGAACUGGCUUCUGCUUGCCACGGUUUUGUCAGUGGUGCUCGGGAUCAGUUUAGGAGUCAUGGUCAGAGAGUACGCCUCCCUCUCAAACCUCCACAAGCAGUACUUUGGCUUCCCAGGAGAGCUCCUAAUGCGUAUGCUGAAGCUGGUCAUCCUCCCGCUCAUCAUUUCCAGCAUGAUCACAGGUGUUGCAGCCCUGGACUCUGAGGUAUCAGGGAAGAUUGGCCUGCGAGCCGUGAUCUACUAUUUCUCAACAACCAUCAUUGCAGUUAUCCUUGGAAUCAUUCUGGUGAUGACCAUCAAACCGGGAGUGUCUCAGACAGCUGACCACCUUGACAGAGCGGGGACCACGCCCAACGUCACCACAGUGGACACACUCUUGGACCUUAUCAGAAACAUGUUCCCGGAAAAUCUGGUGCAGGCUUGUUUUCAGCAGUACAAGACUAAGCGCAAAGAGCUGGACCCUCCAAAAGUUUCGGUCAACACGACCACAAUUCCACCUCUCACGACUACGAUCAUGGCAGUAGUAGAGAACAUCACCAAAGAAUAUAAAAUCGUUGGGACGUACACAGAUGGAAUCAACGUGCUGGGACUCAUCGUUUUCUGCGUCGCCUUUGGACUCGUUAUCGGAAAGAUGGGCGAAAAGGGACGCAUCCUUCUGGAAUUUUUCGACGCCCUGAAUGACGCGACCAUGAAGUUGGUCCACAUAAUUAUGUGCUACAUGCCAAUAGGGAUCCUGUUCCUAAUUGCUGCAAAGAUCAUCCAGGUGGAAGACUGGGAGAUCUUCAGGAAGAUGGGUCUGUACAUGGUGACGGUGCUGAGUGGUCUCGCCAUCCACGCCACCGUCUGUCUGCCGCUCAUCUACUUCAUCAUCGUGAGGAAGAACCCUUUGACGUUCACACUGGGAAUGGCUCAGGCCCUGGUGACGGCGCUCAUGAUCGCCUCAAGCUCUGCCACGCUACCCGUCACCUUCCGAUGUGCCGAGGAGAACAAUCGCAUUGACAAGCGGAUCACCCGCUUCGUCCUCCCGGUGGGCGCCACCAUCAACAUGGACGGCACGGCGCUCUACGAGGCGGUGGCCGCCAUCUUCAUCGCGCAGCUCAACGACUACGCUCUGGAUGUGGGACAGAUUGUCACCAUCAGUAUAACAGCAACUGUUGCCAGUAUUGGGGCAGCAGGAGUGCCUAACGCUGGCCUUGUCACCAUGGUGAUCGUCUUAACCGCCGUGGGGUUACCUGCAAGCGAUGUGACUCUGAUAGUGGCUGUGGACUGGCUCUUGGAUCGAUUCCGGACGAUGAUCAACGUGCUGGGUGACGCCUACGGAGCCGGCAUCGUUCAGAAACUAUCCAAGCGGGAGCUGGAGAGGAUGGAUCUGACGUCAGAGGUCGACGUCACCAACCCCUUCGCCCUGGAAACCACCGCAGACGACGAAGAGUGCGAGAAGAAAUCCUACGUGAACGGGGGCUUCACCGUCGACAAGACGGAUGCCAUCUCCUUCACCGAAACCUCGCAGUUCUAGCGCGCGGCCGGGAACAGAGGUGCAGAGAAAGUGUCACGCUGCUAGGGGUGCAAAGCGAAGAGCUUUCCAUCAUGUAUCAGCACCACGACGUGAGAGGAAAGCGCUCCAGUCAGACCCAUCCAAGCUCAGACAUCAACUAUAGCAGCCGCCACGUAGGAGACGAUCACCCUUCACGUUGGGCAUUUACCACCAUGACUAGAUUUAAGUGCUUCCCUCUUAUUGAAAUUGUGCCAAGAUUAAGAAAAGUCAGUCUUCAGAGCAGGUGUCCUCUUUCUUGCAAAGACGCACUUAAAAGUAGGUCGGUGUGUGUGUUUGUGUGCGUGAGGAUUUGCUUUUUGAAUGUAUAGUCGGUCCUACAUAAAUAACUCGCUCUCUUAUGUGACAAUAGAGUGAUAGUUUAAGCUUUAUGAAGCAUGGUUGUAUGAGGUACUAACACGUGGACCGAGCGCUGAGGUCAAGAUACUCAUCCACCAGCGGGGAAACAAGGAAAAAUUGAUUUAAACUGACUAACCUAAUACACUAAAAACACUUAAAUAGUGUUAUGGUGUCUUAAGAAUAUGUUUGUUAAUACUUUUUUUUUAAAAAAAGUUUUCGUUGCCUUAACCAUUAGAACACAGUACACAGAGGCUAUAAGAAUGUGCAAUAUAGAGUGUCCUGUAUUCAUUUUUUGCAGCACAACCAAGACAAUCUGAUGAAAAAAAUGUCAUUUUCACCAGCUACAGAAAGACACCUGAGCAAAAAGUACUCGAAAUGUUUAAAUCGGAAAAGUAUCUAAUUUGUGACUUAGAUACAAAUUAAGUCACAAUUUGUAUCUAAUAAUUGUAAUAAUUAUUGUAAUAAUUGUUACAAUAAUUUGUAACAAUUAUUACCACUUUAUAUCCCUUCUAAAAAUGCGAUAUAAAACGAAUCGUAACUUUGACUCGACAACACAUAAGGAAAUGAAAAAUGCAUCUUUUUAAAGCCUGAAUAUGUGACCUAUAUACACACACCCCCAGGAUGUCCAUAUAAGGA